CGGCCCACCUCAACCGAGGUUAUUCGAUCAAGCACCGCACGCGUACAGUUAUCGAGGGGGACGGUAUCGGGAAGGUGGCCAAAGAAACGAGGACUGAGGAGAAGAGUUAGGUGGCGAGUCGAAACGGGAGCUGAUAAAACAUGCCGGCAGCUGAACCUCAGCUCGUCCGUCCUCUUGCUUUUGCCCACAGCGGAAAGCCGGGUUUACCUGACUCAAGGUCGUCUUCGUAUUUCUUUCCGCCGGCCGCUGCUGCCGAGAUACGUUUAGCUCAUGACAAGCCCGUUAUGAAUACAAUACUAAUCAGUCCCCACAAGCUAAUUGUCUUGGGGAACGACGUGGGGGUGUCGUGGAGUACCGUGGUACCACGGCCUUUCUUCUCCCUUCAAGGGCGAAAACGAGCUCAUAGAUUAGAUCUCGAGUGUUGCUUUUGCUUCAAUGAACAGUGCCUCUUUUUUCCUCCGGAUGGCGAAACAAGCGUGGCUUUCCAAGUUCGAGGCCGCAUUGACGUUCUUCGCCCUUCCCAAUGCGUUCAUCGGCGGCGAAGUCUAGCCUCACCACCCGCAUGCAUAUGCAGAAAACAAGUCCACUUGAGCUGUCCGGUCUCCUCGCCCAACCAGCUUGAGGGACGGUGGGUUGGAGAAGGAACUAUGAUCGGCACGCAUGCCGAUGCAUGCCUGGAGCUAUCGAUCCCCCGCCCCGUGGUGACCCUAAGACGUGUCGGAGAUGCAGCGAUUCCCCAGAUCACCCUCGACCUGCAGGCAUGCGUGUGCGGGCGUGCUGAUACUCCAGGAUCGGCCGAUUCUGCAGCCUCUUGUCACUUCCAACGCACGUUGAGUCUCCCGCGUCCAAGUACGGCGGUGUUGGUAUAUCCGCACUCAGCUUACAGCCCGAGCUUCCCAAUGCUAGCCGGCUAGAUAUAGAUAUGCCACACAGCAGCGAUGCCCCGGUCUGCCCGAAGACGGCUUUCGUCACAGUGCCAACAAGGGGUGUCUCACACCUC
Messenger RNA from Chaetomium fimeti, 1000 nucleotides. RefSeq lists its product as uncharacterized. NCBI's taxonomy places the organism in Eukaryota, Fungi, Ascomycota, Sordariomycetes, Sordariales, Chaetomiaceae. The record is from RefSeq and is a predicted model, not a curated record. Bases 141 to 914 code for a protein of 257 amino acids. The transcript has 4 exons.